GGCGGUAGGGUCCCGGUGGAGGAGUCGCUGUGUCUCGGCUUCGUGGUGUGGAGCGACCGCCGAGGCAACGGGAACAAGUGUGCCGCGGAACUACUACUCCCAGAGCAGCCUGGGCCUUCCAUCUCCGCCCCCCAGCGCUCUCAGGCGCCAAGCACUACAACUCCCGGCAUGCCGUGAAAUUGAUGGCCGAGCCUCUGGGGCGGCAUUCUGCCCUCCCACCCGCCCCGCUCUCCCGCUCCGUCCCCGCCGCUGCCCCCGCCGCGCGCGGAGCGGGGACACGAGCCAUGGAGGAUACGCCGCCCCCGGGCUGCAGCAAGCCGCACCUGGAGAAGCUGACCCUGGGGAUCACCCGCAUCCUAGAGUCUUCCCCAGGUGUGACAGAGGUGACUAUCAUAGAGAAACCACCUGCUGAACGUCAUAUGAUUUCUUCAUGGGAACAAAAAAAUAACUGCGUGCUACCUGAGGAUGUGAAGAAUUUUUACCUGAUGACCAAUGGCUUCCACAUGACAUGGAGUGUGAAGCUGGAUGAGCACACCAUUCCAUUGGGCAGCAUGGCGAUUAACAGCAUCGCAAAACUGACUCAACUCAACCAGUCUUCCGUGUAUUCACUCCCAAAUGCACCAACGCUGGCAGACCUGGAGGAUGAUGCACUUGAAGCCAGUGAGAACCAGCCAGAGAAGCCUCACUUUGAUUCUCGCAGUGUGAUAUUUGAGCUGGAUCCUUGCAAUGGGAAUGGGAAGGUUUGCCUUGUCUACAAAAGAGGGAAACCAGGCAAGUUAACAACCUAAAAACCUGAAUGAGUAGACCUCAAUCUAAGACCUCAGAUGAGAAAUCAAGAGGAAAAGGCUCUGGUCCCUGGAGCAGCAGCUGUCACCAGUUCAGGCCCUGCCCUGGGGACUGUGGACAAGGCCCAGCCCUCUUCACAUAGCUCUCAGUCUGUCGGGGUGAGAAGAUAGAGACGCCAGGAUUUUACUCCUAGAGGAAGGAGGGACCGACUUUGCAAAGUAG
Messenger RNA from Leptonychotes weddellii (Weddell seal), 1008 nucleotides. NCBI's taxonomy places the organism in Eukaryota, Metazoa, Chordata, Mammalia, Carnivora, Phocidae. The record is from RefSeq and is a predicted model, not a curated record.